Malurus melanocephalus (red-backed fairy wren) is the source of this 1406-nucleotide messenger RNA. RefSeq names its product forkhead box protein P4-like. Gene Ontology annotation, cellular component: nucleus. Gene Ontology annotation, molecular function: RNA polymerase II cis-regulatory region sequence-specific DNA binding; DNA-binding transcription repressor activity, RNA polymerase II-specific. Lineage: Eukaryota; Metazoa; Chordata; Aves; Passeriformes; Maluridae. Gene Ontology annotation, biological process: regulation of transcription by RNA polymerase II. The annotation marks the transcript as partial. The record is from RefSeq and is a predicted model, not a curated record. The transcript is spliced from 6 exons.
GCCAAACCAAACCCCCGUGCUCUCCUCCCCAGACACCUCAACACAGAACAUGCACUUGAUGACCGAAGCACGGCCCAGUGUCGAGUCCAGAUGCAAGUGGUACAGCAGCUGGAGAUACAGGUGGGUGUUCCACGGGGACAAAAAGCCACUCUGUGUCACCCCAUGCCCUGGCUGCUCCCCUCAGGGCAAGGUGACAAGGGUUUCUCCCCCACCCCACAGUUUCAUCCCCACCCCACAGCUGCAUUCCUGGCCGCAUCCCACCCAGCAGGUACCCCCACCCUCACCACCCCCUCCCCGCCUCCUUCGGGACAGCACCCGCCACCAUUCCCGGGGCUCUCCCAGCCUUCCCAACCCCUUCCCUCCCCGCAGCUGAACCUGGUCUCCAGUGCCACCCUCUCCAAGAGCACUUCGGACACGUUUCCYGACGGUUUACCUCAUCCCCCCACCUCGGCCACGGCGCCCAUCACCCCGCUGCGGCAGGGCCCCUCCGUCAUCAGCUCCUCCACGYUGCACGGCGUGGGGCCCAUCCGCAGGAGGAACUCGGACAAGUUCUGCACCCCGAUCUCGUCAGAGCUUGCACAGAAUCACGAGUUUUACAAAAACGCCGACGUCCGGCCGCCCUUCACGUACGCCUCGCUCAUCCGGCAGGCCAUCCUGGAGACCCCCGACAGGCAGCUAACCCUGAAUGAAAUCUACAACUGGUUCACACGGAUGUUCGCCUACUUCCGGAGGAACACGGCCACCUGGAAGAACGCCGUCCGCCACAACCUGAGCCUGCACAAGUGCUUCGUGCGCGUGGAGAACGUCAAGGGAGCCGUGUGGACCGUGGACGAGCACGAGUACCAAAAGCGAAGGCCACCAAAGAUGACAGGGCUGAGGGUUCCCUCUCUCCACAGCCACCCCGUGCACGUGAAGGAGGAGCCGGCCGAGGCGGAGGACGACAGCAGGCCCGUGUCGCUGAUGGCCGCCACCAACCAGAAUGUGACGAUCCCCGACGACAGGGACCUGGAGGAGGAGCUGCCGGUGGAGGACUUGUCCUAAGGACUCCUUCCUCGUCCCCCAGCCCGGGGCCGGCCCUGCCCGCCCUCCCGGACCGGACGGAGACCGAGCCACGCUCCCACCUCCCCACGGUGACCUUCGGCGUCACCCUCAUCUUUCAAGGCACUUCCACAAAGCGAAAAGGGUUUCUUGGGACGACGAUGACGAUGAYGGUGACACCGCCACCGACCCACGUUGCUGCUGGCGUGUCCCUCACGCUGCCACUGCCCGGGGACGCACCGGCCCCGCCACCACGCCAGGAGCCAAACGCCACGAGCCGGACUUGUCCUGCCCUCCUCCCUCGGUUAGUGACCGGUGGAUGAGGAUGKUAGGUGGCUCCUGUCCGGAAUGGUCACUCCUCCGUCCCU